Messenger RNA from Amphibalanus amphitrite, 3852 nucleotides. RefSeq names its product tetraspanin-5-like. The coding region runs from base 180 to 1001 and encodes 273 amino acids. Gene Ontology annotation, biological process: protein localization to plasma membrane; protein maturation. The transcript is spliced from 7 exons. Gene Ontology annotation, cellular component: membrane. Lineage: Eukaryota; Metazoa; Arthropoda; Thecostraca; Balanomorpha; Balanidae. The record is from RefSeq and is a predicted model, not a curated record.
GCAUUUCCUUGUUUGUGCUGGAAUUGUUGUUACUGGAAGCUGUCGUAUAAGCUAAGAUAUAGUGAAAUAAGUAUUUUAUUCGUCAUUUAACAGCUCAUUCACCUGGCUGAAAUACGCAUCAUUUAGAAGUCUGCUUCCGGGCUUUCGAGCCUAGUUUAUAGCAGCCCGAAGCUAGGGCAAUGGCGAAUCACAGGCGAAGACGAGACAGAACAGAAGUCAGCUGCUGUCUGAAAUAUGUCAUUUUUGGCUUCAACGUCAUAUUUUGGUUCUUGGGUUUCUCCAUCCUGGCCAUCGGAGUAUGGGCGUGGUCAGAGAAGAACACAUUCAACAACCUCAGCCGGCUGACACAUAUUCCGAUGGAUCCGGCCUUUGCGUUCAUUAUCGUUGGCGCCAUCACUUUCAUCAUUGGGUUCACUGGCUGUGUUGGAGCCCUUCGAGAAAACACCUGCCUCUUGGCCUUUUACGCCAUCUGCCUGGCGAUCCUGCUGCUGAUCGAGAUGACCAGCGGCAUCCUGUGCUUCAUCUUCAAAGACUGGUUCAAGGAGCAGGCCACAGAGGGCUUCAGGGCCUUCAUCGUCCACUACCGGGACGAUCCGGAUCAGCAGAACCUCAUCGACUGGAUCCAGGAGGGAUGGCUGCACUGUUGCGGUGUGGAGGGCCCCAAGGACUGGGACGGCAACCGCUACUUCAACUGCUCGGCCGUCGAAGUGGGCAGCAGCGAGGCGUGCGGCGUGCCCUUCAGCUGCUGCGUCAGAGAUGAAAACGAGAUAAUCCGCAACAAGCAGUGCGGGUAUGGGGUGCGCAGCCCCGACUAUCCGCAUGACGCUGCCAAUAAGAUCUACCAAACGGGCUGUCUACCGGCUGGAGAAGCUUGGGUCGAACGAAAUCUUCUGGUUGUAGCAGGCGUGGCUGUGGGAGUGGCGUUCCUCCAGAUUCUCGGCAUCUGCUUUGCGCAGAAUCUACGCGCGGACAUUUUCGCCCAAAAGUCCAAGUGGCGCUGACGGUGUGUGCCGCGGGCGUGACCGGUCUCCAUGGUCCGGUGACCGGUCUCCAUGGUCCCGUGACCGGCCCCAUGGUCCCGUGUGGUCCCGCCGGCGCUCCACCUCUCUCCCUCGACUCUACUCCUCUGUCCUGACCUGUCCCGGGGUCAGCAUGCUGACCGGCCGCCCCUCAACCGCUGGGGUGAUGAUUAAGUAAUCGCUCAAGGUUUUUUUUUUUCGCUAAUGAUCUGUUGGUUGAUGCAAAAGCGAUAUUGAUAUGCUAGGAAAAUUUUAUUGGAUUUUAUGGUACUAGUGGAAUUUUUCAAUGGGAUAUCUAAAGCCAAAAUUUACGUAAAGCGGAACUUGUUCCACAGGCUCUGAGCUUAUUUUUACCAAAACUGUCCAUCAUCCAGUACUUUUUCGGCUUAAAUAUUUGAGUCAACAAUGAAUAUUUCCAUUAAGUCGGGGUACAUUUAGCCAUAGCAUUUGCCCAUCCAAGCAUUAUUUGUGCUUGAAGAUAUUUAUGUCCGUUAGUGGACUGGGUCAAUUUCCGUUCUAUAUUUACGGGGACGUUUUUUACGCCACCUUUAUCCUCUCAUUAUCCUUGACAUUUUCCAUUGCAUCCAUCCUCCACAUGUUCGUUGCUCUGCGCCGGAUGCUCUGCUGCCUAUUCUUGUAAAGACUCGCUCCUCUGCGGAAGCCCUCCAGCUUCCUGUCUUCCAGAAAACUUCUACCGUGCCCGAUAUGAAGCUCUCUAUUCAGAGUAUGUGGUAGCGCUUUGGCAGAUGUUUUUCAUAUCGCCAAAGUGUGACGUCAGAUCUGCCGACCGGAUUGGUGGGGAUAGACUGUCGCGACUUUUGAUUGGUCAGCGGGUCGAGUCCUUGCUCGGUGAUUGGUGGAAAGUGAUGACGUGACAGAACAGUCGAAUCUCAUUCCUUUCGGAAGCGGCCAAGGAGGGUGCUGUUUCAUCGCCAAGCUUUCUGAAUGAUAUUCGUGGUGAAUUCAUCUUCUGAAUGGUAUUCGUGGUGGAUACAACUUGUGGAAAGACGUACCGACAAAAAUCAAACAGGGGUUGGUCAGCGCUGGACUUAUCGCGACGAGCAUUGAGUGUCCAUUGGUAGAUACUGAUCAUAUGAAAAGGCUUUCGAGUGUGAAACAACUGUGCUUGACAACAUUAUGUCUGAGUACAUGUCAGAAGUGAGGGUUUGCGCGCGUUACGAGCCCAUCAUAGGUUAACGCAAAAUAACGGUACUAAAACGGUCGUGUUUUGACCGGAGCACGUGCUGUACGAAUGACAACAAUGUCCGAGAUCGUACUCGUGUCGCGCUCCACGAUGUAUAGGGUAAAGUCACUGAGAUUAUGUACUACUUAGCGUAGAUCGUGCGAGCUCUGUAUAUGCCAACGUCCCGAAGCAUAAGCAUGUGAGUUAAAGGAAAUAGUUCACUUUCCUGAAAUUAGUAUUUUGCUAUGGAUUUAUGUUUUUUUAUGCUCAAAAUGAUCAGAAAAUAAAACAAAACGUUUUUGUAAAAAGGAUUAUUUUCUAUAUUUUAGUAUAGGAAGAACUAUAUUCUAUAUGAAAUAAUGUUUGACGCGGAAGCUUAUUACGCGUUGACCAAUCAUAUUGCGUAGGACAAACCCAUCGGCUGUAAGCAGCAUUCUGAUUGGCUGACGAUGACGUGACUGCAUUCCUCUGCAAGGCACGCAUUCCUCUGCAAGGCACUCUUUUCGGAACGAAAAAUGGAAUAUCUUCGUCUAGGGUGAUCGUUGGGCCGUAAAAGCUUCUGAUUUGUGCUAGUCUCAGCGCAAGCAACAAAACUGCUAUUCCAGUUCCAAACCCCAUGUUAAAAGUGAACUAUUUCCUUUAAGCGAGUGAGAGUGACCUCCCGCUCAAAUGUUCCCGAACGGCGCCGAAAAACUAACGCCGAAUCGCCGCAGUUUCGAUGUAAGCGUUUCGGUUGGACUUUCUCCCAAAUCUCGGUAGUGUUCCAUGCAUCGCUGAGUUAUACUCAGCCUAACCUUUUGAAUCGGAACGUGAUGUCAGUGCGGUACGAGCGAAUGGGGUGUAUCCACUCGUCCGAUGCGUAGUCGUGGUUUAAGUGAGCGUUUAUUGUCUGCAUCUCUGUUUGCGUGUGUGGCUGGGGAUGUGUGCGCGCCCGUCCCCUUCUGGGGUGCUCGAAUGACGCGCCACACUGCAUGGUAUCCGCGUGGUGCACUACGCUGCGAAAACAACCACAUGCACACUCACAUUUGCACUACAACUUCACUAGUACCUAUCAUUCGCCGAUGAUGUGGUCUAGCCCCGCGGAAGUGUCGGUCGCAGAUGAUUUCACAGCCUUGGAAUGUCCCAAGUGCAAUGUGUGUGAAUGGAACUACAUACACUCGAAGGCGGCGUCGGUACAGCGGUGUAGAUAUUAGCGUUCGCACAAACUCCGUGUGCUAUCAAGGUAAUAUGUUGCUGUGAUGUCUGUAAAAAACGUUUACGAAUGCGCAGAAAACACUCAACGUUUUUACUUCGCCGUCGUUCUAAAGGGCGUCAUGUUACAUGUAUUUCGCUUCAUUGACUGUUUUACCGCAUGGGCAAACGAUUACGAUCAAUCAUAAGACAGGCACGUUUGCUGGAUGCUUGGUUGCGGAUUCUUAUUUACAAAUGUCUAGUUAAGUGUCUAUAUGCUAGCUUUAAGAUCAACUCCGUUAAUUUUUGCACACUAUAAUGGAUACGUUGAUAACCGGUUCGCUUUUGCUUCAUUCUAUAUUUCUAUGGCACAUUUUCACUGAUGUAUGCCCGUGCGCCUAGCUUCUUAGAACUUGGUUUACUGUGUCGUGUUGGUAGUUUAUUCAGCUUUUAUAUAAUACAUGCACUGGUCGAGAUAAA